Messenger RNA from Acanthocheilonema viteae, 2643 nucleotides. The record is from the annotation of a GenBank genome assembly. NCBI's taxonomy places the organism in Eukaryota, Metazoa, Nematoda, Chromadorea, Rhabditida, Onchocercidae.
AUGGGCUCGAAACUGAAGGGAAGCAGAUUAGAAGCAGAAGUGGAUAAAUGCCGUUCGGAGUGUAAUUGGAGAAGAUUGGGCGAUUUGUUACUUUCUGUGCGCUCCAAAAAUAGUGGCAUGCAACAUUAUGAAGAUUUGUUGCAAGCGGAAUACAUCAUCGAAUCGUUUAUCGACCAAAGCUCAGAAUUUCUGGAAUCGAAAGCGGAAAAUAAAAAGUAUUUGGAAAAAGCAGCAAAUCUUCUCUACAAUACACUGCAGUCUUCAAUGGCCGAAAAGUCGACAAUUUAUUUAGAGGCGAAUUUGCUGCUUGCAAAAUUGCAUUAUUAUUGCGCGGAGUAUGAACGAGCAAUGCAAGACAUUGACAAUUCUCGAUUGGAAUUUGGCGAUACACCAUUUGAAUCAUUGCGUGAUCUGCGUUUAGUUGCUGAAGCUUAUGCUAUAAAAGGAUUUUCCAUAGAAGCAACGAUGAAGCAUUUGAAGAAACCGGAUUUGGAAAAAUCUCGAAUGAGAGCACUUUUUUGUUUUGAAAAGUCAGCAGAACUUGCCAUAUCAUAUAUCCAGGAACUCGAAAAGUCAAUAAAUUUACAAAGCAGAAGCGGAAUGCUUUCGUCAAGUGCUAAUGGAACAAGUGGAAAGCAACAUGUUGAGAGAAUGGGCGAACUAUUGGAAACAACACUGGAAAGAGUGCCGUUGUUGCGUUUAAGACAUAAUUUAAUUGAUAGGCCGUGGGAUGAUGAAGGAGUUGAAUGGUAUCGCCGGAUUAUGACAUCAUUAGGUGAUAAAAUGGUAGGCGAAAAAUUACAACAAAGAUUAAGUCGACAGUUAGCAGAAGUAUUAAUCCGAGGUAUGCCGGAUUCUGGCUAUAUGGAGUCGCAAUCUGUUAGCACAAAAUCACAAAAUUUAAGAUUUUAUACUGGAUCACAUAGGAAUUAUUUUUCACCCGCUUCGAGAAUUGAAGAGAUUUUACUGCUCUUAUUAAUCAGUGAGGUUCUAGCGACAAAAGACGUUGUAUUGAACCGAGCCGAAGAAUUGGUGGCCAGUCGUCAAAAUUCACUACGUGUAGCUAAAUCAGUGUACAAUUUACUCACUUUGGUGUUGUCGGCUCUGCGACAGUACGAACUUUUAUCAAGUAUUCAUGAAAAAGCAAUGAAAUUUGCAAAUGAAGACAAGUAUUUAUGGUUCCAGUUUGCCUUGACGUUACUUUGCCAUGGAAGAUAUGUGAGGGCUUCAAGGAUCUUGUCACAAUGCUUAGCUAUCGAACAGUAUGAUGAUAAUGCGCUUGCACAGCAUAUUUUUGCUGCUAGUGUUGCACUUGAGCACCUUGGACAGUAUGAUGAAGCUAUAAUUCAUGCUGAAAAAGCUAUCGAAUUAUGUGAAGGAAAUUGGCUUUCUGGGCGGUGUAUGCUGUUAAAAGCUAUUGCAAUGAGCAUGAAAGCAGAAACGAUAGUUCGGUACAACAGUCGAAAUGAAAUGCGCUUGGAAGUAAUAAAAUUAUUUGAAAAUGCUGCAGCAAUGGAUCCACAUGAUGACAUAAUUCAUUAUUGCUGUGCCCGGCAGUAUGCUAUCGCCCGCGACUUACAAGUAGCUCGUGAUUGGUGUGAAAGAACCCUGGAAUUGAAUCCAGAAAUGCCGCCCGCUAUAAUGCUUCUUGCAUUAAUUUUUACUGCCCAAAAAGAUUACAAAGCGGCACUCGAAUUGAUUAUCGACGCCUUAGAGGAUUUUCCGACCAAUUAUCCACUUACUGUGCUUAAAUUAAUGCUUGAAGUUAAAUUCGGUCGUGUUGAUGAAGCCUUGGCAUCAUCACAGCAUUUACUGUAUUUCUGGAAAAGUCGAGAGACGAAUCUUUUCGAAGAACCCAAUGCAAACAUUACACGAACUGGAAGCGAAGAAAAUCCAAGAAAUGGACGGAAUGAAAGUUUACUACGUUCAGUAAGCAGUCGUGAUGCUGUAACCGCAACACCGUUCAUUGCCGCUGCUUCAUUGGGUAUUUUGUCAUCCUCUGCGCUUACAAAUAUGUCUCCUAGUGUUGGGACCGGCGAUGCUGCCGAUAGCGGAUCUGUAUAUACAACUCAGGGAACAUCAGAUUAUGGAACCUCAACUGUUUCAUUGUGCUCGAGACAAUCAAGAACCGUAGAAACACAUUUCAUGAUGAAGGCUAAUAUUUGGCUAGAACUUGCUGAACUUUUUCUCGAUCUGGAUCGUAUGGAGGAUGUACGAUCGUGCAUUGAGGAGGCGUCUGUUUUAUACCCAAGUUCACAUCAGGCACUCUAUAUCAAGGGCCGUUUAUUAGCAGCUCGAGCGGCUAAGUGUGAGAAUACCGCGAAAUGUGAGCAUUUACGAAGUGAUGCAAAGGCAUCUCUGCUGGGAGCGCUUGCAAUAGCACCUUCUCAUGUCUCGUCUUUGCGACAUCUAGCACAUAUUUACAGAUUGGAAGGAAAUAUUCCUAUAGCUGAGAAAAUGUUAAGGGAUGUUGUACAGAUUGACCCACUGCACAAUGACUCAUGGCAAGCUCUUGGGAUGAUCUUAUCGGAAGAUGGACGUUUUGAAGAAGCUUUGGAAUGUUAUUCGAUCGCCUCAGCUCUUAACUCAUCAACUCCACUUAUUCCAUUCUCUUCAUUACCUGUGUUAAUUCGUACUUCAUGA